AACGACGGUUCACUUUACGUCCAACUACAGAAAAUGGACAUCGAUGAUCCGGAGUACGGGCAAAAUGCUGUUCUUCAAGAUUCGAGUUUGUUGAAGAACGUGCCCGAAGAAAUACUCGAAAUAAUACGCCUUCAGAACUCCCCGCGAUUCCUCGAAGCACUGAGUCUCGCCGCCCUUAAACCGGCUCUGACACUUGAGCUUUUUGCACGAUUCAACUCUGUAUUUGCAGAUACAUGCUCGCGGUGGAUAUCCAAGUCAGGCGAUCAAAACGGUGAAGUGGUGGAGGCAUUCGCCCGAAUCCUCCCUCUCGCGCCUCACCUCUCUACCUACCUUGAAAAAUACCUCCGAAUCACCUCCUCAGACUCCGCCACACCAUCAAUUCAAAAUCUCAGCAAGAAUAGCAAUGGCUCAACCAAUGGCCUCUCUGUGCUGGAGCUGCAGCGCAUCCUCCUUGCGGCUUUUAGACUUCUCAACUUCGACAAGUCGACCUAUUCUCGCUCCAUAUCUGGCACGAAAAUCCAGACGCUUUUGCAGCACCCAGACAAACCAGUACGAUAUCUAACAGUCAGAAUAUUCUGCCAACUUCAAUCGGCAUCCGAAUUUAAGCUGGAACAAAUGAUUGAUACGCAUGUCGGAAAAGAGGAAGCUAUUCUGGGGGAUUAUGAUGGAGAACUGCUGGAUUAUGGAUUUUUAACUCUUUUUGAGGAGAAGAGAUUACAGAACGUACGGAAGUUCAUAAAUACUACAAGUCAGAUGGCUAGUCCUCUUUCUGUAAAUUUGGAAGGUUUAUCUGCUUUGGUGGUUCGGUAUUCGAGCACACUACUUCCCCGACCCCAAGGUCCUCCUGCUCGACCUUCCGCGCUUAUCUCUACGGCUACAACUGCAAAGAAUAUGGAAGUGUUCGCAAAAAGCCUUCUCUCGUCCUCUCCAAUCUUACUCCACGGAUUGGCAGGAUCAGGAAAGACAUCGUUGGUCAAUGAUUUUGCUCGAGAGCUCAGUGUAGACUCGAACAUGGUUACACUCCAUCUCAAUGAACAAACAGAUGCCAAAAUGCUUAUUGGCAUGUAUGCGACUGGCUCCACACCAGGAUCCUUCACAUGGCGGGCAGGCGUGCUGACGACAGCCGUGAGAGAGGGUAGAUGGGUGUUCAUUGAGGACCUCGAUCGAGCCCCAAAUGAGGUUAUCAGCGUGAUCUUACCCCUUAUUGAGAGAGGGGAGCUACUGAUCCCAAGUCGCGGAGAGACUAUCAAAGCAGGGCCUGGAUUUAGACUCCUAGCUAGCAUUCGAACGUCGUUGAAUGUAGCUGGCCACGAGAAUCCACCUGCUUUACAUAUGCUUGGAGCUCGUCUCUGGCAACGCGUCCCCGUUGAAAUGCCCUCUCAAGAUGAAUUCCGUGAGAUCAUUGAUGGCAUCCACCCAAUUCUCCACGAGUUUCUUCCCGGAAUCAUCAGCGUUUACGAGCGAUUAUAUGCCUUGUCUCACAAGCCAUCUUUCGCUUCUAGAAGUCGAACCACUCUGGGCCGUCCGAUAAGUCCCCGCGAUUUAUUGAAAUGGUGUCGAAGACUUGAUAGCACUCUUGUUGCUGCUGGCUCAAAGACCGGUCGGGAACCAAUCAGUGAAGCAACGAAAUAUGAGAUGUUUCUGGAAGCCACAGAUUGCUUUGCAGGCAGCUUACAGACUGAAGAUUCCCGAAGAUCUGUCAUUUCCUGUAUUGCUGAAGAAAUGCAUAUCGACCCGCAACGGGUUGAUCACUUUUUAACCUCGCAUAUCCCGCGAUAUGACGAGAGUGAAAGGGAAUUGACUAUUGGGAGAGUUCGUCUACCAAAACGAAGCACUGCUCGAGUCGCCAAACCCGCCAAGAAGGCGCGGCCUUUUGCGAACACCACUCACGCCAAGCGAUUGCUCGAACAAGUUGGAGUCGCUGUGAGAAUGGCCGAGCCGGUGUUGCUUGUCGGUGAAACUGGUAUCGGAAAAACGACAGUCGUCCAGCAACUUGCAGACUCCCUCGGAUACAAGCUCACUGCUGUCAAUUUGUCACAACAGAGCGAAGUUGGAGAUCUGUUGGGAGGAUUCAAACCAGUAAAUAUCAGAAGCCUUGCGAUCCCCCUGAAGGAUGAGUUUGAUGAUCUCUUCUCAUCUACCGGUAUCUCAGCAACAAAGAAUCAGAGAUACCUUGAUCAGCUCGGCAAAUGUAUUGCCAAAAGUCAAUGGAGCAAGGCGUCGCGGCUCUGGCGUGAAGCUCCAAAGAUGUUUGAAAAGAUCAUCUCGGAAUUGGCCAAAAAGGAGUCAGCCAAUGAACGUUCCGUUGCCGAACAACCACCCAAGCGCCGCAAGACCGAGUCGAAACUCGAGUCACUCUUGCAGCUCAAACCUCGAUGGGAUAGAUUCUCUCAAAAUCUAGACCAAUUCGAUAUUCAACUCUCGGGGGGUUCCAAGGGGUUUGCAUUCACAUUUGUCGAGGGCAAUAUUGUCAAGGCAGCUCGUAAUGGGGACUGGGUCUUGCUUGAUGAAAUUAACCUUGCAUCACCAGAUACCUUGGAGAGCAUAGCAGACCUUUUGAGUGGUCCCGGAAGCACUCCAUCCAUUCUGCUGUCAGAGACGGGGGAAAUUGAGCGAGUGCGUGCUCAUCCAAAUUUUCGAAUUUUUGGCGCCAUGAAUCCUGCCACAGAUGUCGGGAAACGCGAUCUACCAAUGAGUCUUCGGUCGAGAUUCACAGAGAUUUACGUUGAAAGCCCAGAUAGAAGUUUAGAUGAUCUUCUAGGCGUUGUGAAGGCAUACCUCAAAGGGACUAGCAGCAACGACGAGCGAGCUGCCCACGAUGUGGUCAAACUCUACAUGAAUACCAAGCGUCUAGCAGCCGAGAAACGAUUAGUUGAUGGAGCAAAUCAGGUCCCGCAUUUCAGUCUUCGAACUCUAACUCGAGUUCUCAGCUAUGUCACCGAGAUUGCUCCUUCAUAUGGAUUACGCAGAGCUUUGUAUGAGGGCUUUGCAAUGGGGUUCCUUACUCUUCUUGAUAGGGAAUCGGAGAAGAUGCUCAUGCCCUUAAUCAAUCACCAUCUGCUAGACAGUCACGGCAAUCCUCAGGCGCUUUUAGCCCAAACGCCACGGCAUCCAGAUGAUGGAAAGCAGUACGUACGAUUCAUGAACAAGAAAAAAGAUCGUCAGUACUGGAUGCUGCAAGGAAUGGAGACUCCGGAAGAGCAGCCUCACUAUAUCAUCACCCCUUUUGUUGAACGCAACAUGCUCAAUCUCGUCCGCGCCACCUCUACCAGGAGAUUUCCGGUCCUGAUUCAAGGUCCUACGUCGUCAGGGAAGACCAGUAUGAUCGAGUAUCUCGCAAAAUUCAGUGGCAACAAGUUCGUAAGAAUCAACAAUCACGAACAUACAGAUCUGCAAGAAUAUUUGGGUACUUACAUUUCUGGAACUGACGGGCAGCUUCGUUUCCAAGAAGGUCUUCUUGUGCAAGCCCUUCGGCAAGGGCAUUGGAUUGUGCUCGACGAACUCAACCUGGCACCCACCGAUGUCCUUGAAGCUCUCAACCGGCUGCUAGAUGACAAUCGUGAGCUCCUUAUCCCUGAGACCCAAGAAAUAGUGCGGCCGCACGAGAACUUCAUGCUAUUCGCAACUCAGAAUCCUCCUGGCUUGUAUGGUGGAAGAAAGACACUGUCACGUGCAUUUCGAAACCGAUUCCUUGAAUUGCAUUUUGAUGACAUCCCCGAGGACGAGCUUGAUUUCAUUCUGGAGAAGAGAAGUCAGAAAGUGGCACCAUCAGACUGCCGAAGAAUCGUCUCCGUUUACAAAGAGCUUUCCAGAUUGCGACAGUCGAAUCGACUAUUUGAACAGAAAGACAGCUUUGCCACCUUGCGAGAUCUCUUUCGGUGGGCUCUCAGAGAUGCCGAUAAUAGGGAACAGCUUGCUGCCAAUGGCUAUAUGCUACUAGCGGAGAGAGUGCGGAACCCGGAAGAGAGACAAGCAGUCAAAGAGAUCAUCGAAAGAGUCAUGAAAGUCAAAAUUGACACAAGUGUUCUAUACGAUGCGAACUUGUCUCCGGAGAUCAAGGCAUAUGAUACCACUUCCAACACACAAGGGGUUGUCUGGACGCAUGCUAUGCGGAGGCUGUAUGUUCUGGUCGCACAUGCGCUUCGUAAUAAUGAGCCUGUACUCUUGGUUGGUGAGACUGGAUGUGGCAAGACCACUGUCUGCCAGAUGCUCGCCGAUGCAUUUGGCAAGGAAUUGCACAUUGUCAACGCGCACCAGAACACUGAGACAGGCGAUCUCAUUGGGGCCCAGAGGCCUGUCCGUAAUCGUGCCGCUGUCUUAGAACAGCUCAGACAAGAUUUGCUUACUUUGCUGAGCGGUCUGGGUCAAGAAAUACCAAACCAGGAUCUUGACAACUUGAUUUCGACAUAUCGAUCAUUAUCAGUUUCGGAUCUUGCACGAGUCCCAGAGCAGCUUCGAGAACGAAUUGAGGCGAACCAAGUCAAAGCUAAAGCACUUUUCGAGUGGUCAGACGGAAGUCUUGUCCAAGCUAUGAAGGAGGGACAAUUCUUUCUCCUUGAUGAAAUCUCCCUUGCUGAUGAUUCGGUACUCGAGAGACUGAACUCUGUCCUGGAACUUAGCCGAACUAUCUUGCUUGCGGAGAAGGGUGUUGAUGGAUCCUUCGUUCGGGCUGCCGAUGGCUUUCAAUUUUUUGCGACCAUGAAUCCUGGUGGCGACUACGGGAAGCGAGAACUUUCACCAGCUCUACGGAAUCGUUUCACCGAAAUCUGGGUGCCUUCCUUAUCAGAACAUGAAGAUGUCCUGCAAAUCGUGGAAGCGAAGCUGAACAACAAGUUGAAGCAAUUUGCCAAAGUCAUGGUUCAUUUCGCAGAAUGGUUCGGCCAGACUUAUCGCUCAUCUGCUUCAACUUCCAUCUCCGUCCGUGACGUGCUUGCGUGGGUCAAGUUUAUGAACGGGUGUACCACUACAGAUCCAUAUUUUGCAGUUCUCCAUGGCGCUGCUAUGGUUUACAUAGAUACUCUGGGUGCCAAUCCCUCAGCGCUACUUGCAAUAAACCCGGAAACUAUUCUUGAACAACGAGCCAAGUGCCUGGAGCAACUCAGCAAGUUGCUAGACCACGAUGUCAGCACCAUCUACUUCAGCCCAACUGAAUUGGUCACCGAUACACAUUGCCUGACAAUUGGACAAUUUUCAAUAGCGAAGCAGGCUGGCUCCGAUGCAGACCCUGGAUUUGCCUUCGGAGCCCCGACUACAAAACUGAAUGCUAUGCGGGUAGUACGGGCACUGCAGGUUCAGAAGCCAAUUCUCAUUGAGGGCAGCCCCGGUGUUGGCAAAACGACUCUGAUUGCUGCACUUGCACGUGCAUGCGGCAAGCCCCUGACCCGAAUCAAUUUGUCUGAACAAACCGACUUAAUGGACCUUUUCGGAUCAGAUGUGCCAGUUGAGGGCGCCGAGGCUGGCCAUUUUGCAUGGCGCGAUGCACCAUUUCUUCAAGCUAUGCAAAGAGGGGAAUGGGUACUCCUGGAUGAGAUGAACCUGGCCUCGCAAUCUGUGUUGGAAGGAUUGAAUGCUUGUCUCGACCAUCGUGGUGAAGUUUAUAUAUCGGAACUCGACCAAACCUUCAAACGCCACCCCAAUUUUUCCGUAUUUGCCGCCCAAAACCCUCAUCAUCAAGGUGGUGGUAGAAAGGGUUUACCAAGCUCUUUUGUUAACCGAUUUACUGUUGUCUAUGCUGAUGUGUUUAGGAACGAGGAUCUCGAAUUAAUUUGCAGGCAUAAUUAUCCGGCUGCGCCAUCCGAUACCCUUUCCACUAUUAUUAGCUUUGUCUCUCAGCUCGAGCAAGAGGUUGUCCAUAAGCGUAAAUUUGGGUCUCAAGGCGGGCCUUGGGAAUUCAACCUACGCGAUAUCUUACGUUGGCUACAACUACUCGCAUCAACCACCCCAUUUCUCGGAGGGAGAAACCCAGCAGAUUUUCUAAACUUGAUUUUCCGAUUACGCUUCAGAACUCCUAGAGAUCGCCAAGAAGUUGACAGGAUCUUCACCCAGGUAUUCGGUACUAAUGUCCCUUUCCGUCACUUUUUCCAGAAUAUGAGCCCGAGGGCUUGCCAAGUCGGUAUUGCGUAUAUGCCCCGGGAUGAACUCGUGCAGCGCCUGCCAUUCCCCCCAGUGCGUCUCACCAACCGUUUGCCCGAAGUUGAAGCGGUGAUGAUCUGCGUCGAGCAGAACCUGCCAUGUAUAAUAGUUGGGCCAUCCGGUUCCGGGAAGACGGCGAUAAUACAACACAUUGCAGCGAUUAGUGGCAAGUCUCUAGUCGUCUUCCCGCUCAAUGCGGAUAUUGACACAAUGGACCUGGUUGGCGGCUUUGAGCAAGUUGAUCCUCAACGAGCUGCCAGUGCUUUCCUUGAAGAACUGAAGGAAUUUCUGGAUAGCCGCCUUCUGCGUUCAUUGCCAGCGAAGGUUCCUGAUGAGGCAAUCACCCUUUUAGAGCUGCUGAAGGAUAAUGUGCAAACCUCUCAGACUCUUUUUUCGGAUCUCGCUCAACUUCUUGAGGCUCUGGAAAGCCAGACUUCAUUGUCUGAGUUUGGAGAUCUCGCACGCAGCUGCAAAACAUUAGCGGAAACACCUAUGACUCUCGAGAACGCUCGAUUUGAGUGGGUUGAUGGUGUUUUGGUCAAGGCUCUGCAGCAAGGCAAAUGGCUCGUCCUCGAUAAUGCUAAUCUUUGUAGUGCUUCUGUUUUGGACAGACUGAACUCUUUGCUUGAACCAAAUGGUACGCUCAGCAUCAACGAACAUUGUGGCCCAGAUGGAGAACCAAAGAUCAUUAGACCACAUCCGGAUUUCAGAAUUUUUCUGACUAUGGAUGCUCGAUUUGGGGAACUCUCCAGGGCCAUGAGAAAUCGUGCCAUCGAAAUAUUCCUUAGCCCAGCACAGACAAUGGAUAACACUAAUGAUACCGUCGUUGCUGCAAUGCCAGAAUCAGCUAUGCAGCGAUAUGAUGGAGUUUCAAAAGUACUGGAAGCUGAGACUUCCGAUGCAGACCAACUGCGACUUCUAAACCAGGUCGCUUUGGACAACCUAGCCUGGUCUGAUAUUCCACUCCUACCAAGAUUUGCGGAAGCCUUCGGGCGCAGUCAAUUUUCAGUAUCUGCUGAACAACUGUUUGCAAUAUGCAGACCGUACAUACAGAUAUACCAGAGCAACAAUGACCUCAAUUAUCGAGCAGCGAUUGGAGAGAUGUUGGAUAAAUUUGCGGCGAAGACGGGGCUAUCAAAAAGCUUCAGAGACGCACAGGUUAGUGACCGUGCCCUCUCUUCCAUAGCAUAUAAUGUACAAUACUGAUAGGUUAAAUAAAACUUGUAGAUCAUCCAUCCGCUCCAGAAUUCACCGUUGGUCCCGCUGUUGCAGCAGACGUCCGCCCAGAUCUAUUGGCUC
Amorphotheca resinae ATCC 22711 is the source of this 7431-nucleotide messenger RNA. RefSeq lists its product as hypothetical. NCBI's taxonomy places the organism in Eukaryota, Fungi, Ascomycota, Leotiomycetes, Helotiales, Amorphothecaceae. The transcript has a single exon. The record is from RefSeq and is a predicted model, not a curated record. Gene Ontology annotation, molecular function: ATP hydrolysis activity; ATP binding. Bases 34 to 7338 code for a protein of 2434 amino acids. Gene Ontology annotation, biological process: ribosomal large subunit assembly; rRNA processing. Gene Ontology annotation, cellular component: preribosome, large subunit precursor.